AUGCUCCUCCUCCCGCCUCUGCUCCUCGCAAUCGCCACCUCGGCCGCGCUCUUCCUGCACUCCGACGUCGACGUCGCCCUCCUGUGGUCGCAGUGCCACGCGCGCGCCCAGCUCCCGGCCCUGAGCCGCGUGCCCCUGCUCGGCACCCCGAGCUGCUUCCUCGUCAGCUUCUUCCGGACCGCGCUCGACUCGCUGCGGUCGCGCGCCGUCAUGGGCGUCGUGCUGGCGUACGUCGGCGCGCUGGCGACGGUGUGCACCGUCGAGGCGGCGCGCAGGUGUAACCGGGCGAGUGGGCUGAUUGCGCGGCCGACGGUCUGGUGGCUGCUGUUCAACCUGCUCGGGGGAGCGGUGGUGUGGCAGCUGGUGAUUGUGCCGGCGUUUUUGCAUCGGGCCAAGACGCUGGUGGCGGCAGAGCAGCAGCAGCAGCAGCAGCAGGAAGACGAUGGGGAUGAAGAAGAAGAAGGUCGAGAGGAGGUCCGGAGGGCGGAGGAGGAGGACAAGAAGCUCGAGGACAGGACGCUGCCGGAUUCCGAGGCCGUGGCCAUUCCCAUUGCCGUCGCGGUUGGAUACUUUGUGCCGUCGGCGCUCAUGCUGGCGUUGAACUCGCCGCUCGCCAUCGGCGCCUGGCUCUUCUUCCCGCUGUACAUUUCGCUUGUGCGCCAGGCCGUGCGAUACGUCGUCGAGAGGAUCCGGCGCGUUAGCCCCGUGAGCAUCCAUCACGAGUCGCACUGGCAGUGCGUCGUCCUCGUGUACGCGCUGCCCGUUGCGCUGUCCGUCGCCGCGCACGUCUUUGUGCUGUGGAACAUUGCGCAGCGUCAUGACGACCGCAAGAAGAUGACGAAGCUGACGGUCAGCUUCAUCGAGAUUGACGUCCAGUUCAUUGCGUGGACGGUGCUGUACUGGAUGUUUGUGGAGAGCGGAUGGAGGGUGCCGCUGAGCAUGAUUGCCAUCUCGGUGGUUGCCGGGCCCGGCGCGGGGGUUUGCUUGGGGUGGUUGAUUCGGGAGAGGCUGGUGAAGCAUGGGCUUGCUGGUAAGGCGAGCGGUCGUGAGAGGGAUGAGCGGGAGGCUGAGGAGAGGCCCCUGCUGGGGUGA
Messenger RNA from Trichoderma reesei QM6a, 1092 nucleotides. RefSeq lists its product as uncharacterized. The coding region runs from base 1 to 1092 and encodes 363 amino acids. The transcript has a single exon. Lineage: Eukaryota; Fungi; Ascomycota; Sordariomycetes; Hypocreales; Hypocreaceae. The record is from RefSeq and is a predicted model, not a curated record.